Quercus lobata is the source of this 2225-nucleotide messenger RNA. RefSeq lists its product as uncharacterized. The transcript has 4 exons. The record is from RefSeq and is a predicted model, not a curated record. NCBI's taxonomy places the organism in Eukaryota, Viridiplantae, Streptophyta, Magnoliopsida, Fagales, Fagaceae. The coding region runs from base 120 to 1802 and encodes 560 amino acids.
AAUAAACUUAAAUAAACCUCCCUUUUUAUCUGAAUCUAUUCUCUCUUACUCACAUUUCACAAUCAAAAUCUCUCUCAGAGAGAAAACCCCAAAAACAACGCACAUUCCAGUCAGCACUCAUGGAAGACCAAGCCCAGGUAACGAAAAUGGAGGCGUUGAAGAAAGCUUACGCGGAGAUCAUUUUGAACACGGCGAAAGAGGCGGCGGCGCGUGUAAUGCAGUCGGAGAGGAAAGCGCUUCGCUUUCAGCACGAUCUUCGUGCCACCAAAGACGAGGCGCUUCGAAUGCUGACUCGGUUUAAGCAACUCAUCGAUUCCAAGACGGCUGAAGCGGAGAUGACAUCAUUAAAUCAGCAAAGAAAGAUUGAUGAGCUUGAAGCGCAGCUCAAUGAGGCAGAGGAUGUUAUAGCAGAUCUUAGGACAGAGGUGAAACAUGUAUGGGAUAAGUUGGAGAAGGUGAAAAGAAGCCAAGCUAAAGCUUUAAAUGGACGGAUCAGGAAAGAAGAUGCAUCUUCUCGUGAAAUUACUGCAGCUCAGCUGAUGAUCCCUCCUCCACCUUCAAGUUCAGCAUCAGAAACUGUGACAACUUCUGACUUGAAGAAUGCACCAUUAGAUCAGAAAAGCAAGGAACCUGAGCCAUACAUAAAUGGAUUUACACAGAGAAUUCAUGCAUGUGAAAGAAACUUAACAGAUGGAAUAGUGCCUACUUCUGGAGAUGUAGGUGAUCAACAUUCCCCCAAAAAGAAUGAGUUGACCACUAAAAUGAUUCAUAAGGAAGAAGGAAAAUGUCCCGUGCCCUCAACUAGGACCAUUAUCAUGAAAAUAAUGAAGAACUCAACUAGGGAAGAAGUAAAGAAGCCUGUUAAGGUCCGCACAUCACGAAGAAGAAGGAACCGAUUUGGAAAAGUCAAAGCUAACUUACGGAAGUCUCGUCCUGGUCAUCUAAUGAAACCUUGUCAGCAAUCUUCUAUUCUUUCCAGUGGUAAACCGCACUCCAUCAACGGGCUUGUUAAAUCUGCUGAGGGUGCCUGUACUAUACCAUCUAUUAAGGCAGACAAAGAGGAAUUUAAGACUGUUAACAAAGGGGAAGGGAAAAAUGAGAUGAAAAGUGGGGAUGCCAUUGACACAAUUAAGUCUCUUCCUGAUCAGCUUAGCAAACCUUGUCAGUCAUUCUCUGUACUCUCCUGUUGCAGAACUUUUUCACAUUCAGUCAAUGGAAAUGUCAAAUCUGGUGAAGAUAGGCUGAAAAUAAAUGAAAUUGAAUCCAAAGUUAAGCCUUUGACUCGUCUGGAUCCAGGACUGACAUUAAUUAAACGUGACAUAAAUCCUAGAUUAGGUUCUACUAAUCUUACUGUGAGCAUGAAGGCAUCUAAAAAAUCUGGACUUAUCCAGAAUGCGGUAGAGGACACAAAGAUGGAUGAUUCUGAGUUGGGCAAACACAAAGGUGACACUGCCGAUAAUUUGAUGCAUCCAAGUCCGGAGUUGAAUGUUGGGAUGGUCAAAAUACGACUGAUGAAUUCUGAUUUGAAAGAUGCUGAAGCAUCUGAUGAUAUAAAGGAUUCUUCUUGUCAAUCAGACAACAAUAGGCUUCUCAAAUACACCUUUCAGAGGAAGCGCAAGAAGGAAUCCUUGGGCAACCUCGAUGAAAGUGUUCCUCUUGAAAAGAGAAGGGCAGGAGAGAAUCAAAGUGGUGCACCAGAGCUACAAGGUUCUAGUUUAAAUAAUGAAUCAUCUAGGGAUGGUCGGCGACUAGCUCAAGUUGCUCGUCAGCUUGUUUCUUUGUCUGGGAAGAGGUGGUGGUAGUAAAGUUGGCUGUUUCUUACAUUCAACAGGGAGAAAUUUGGAUAUGACAUACAAGCAAAACUAACCUUAGCAUGUUUUUUUUCCUCAAGAAAGUGCUUUUCUGAAGAAAUCUGACGUCGACAGGCUGCAUAUAUUAGAGAGAGAGUGCGAGAGAGAUAGUAAUAAUCUGCUGUUAAAUGGCCAUUAACUUCUAAUCAUUGUUGCCUUUUGAAUUUUGUUCUAUAGAAGUUUCUGUUGUCCAGCCUAAUUUCUUUACAUUCCUAUGAAAUCCUCCUACUAAAUGUAGAUGUUACUUAUCAGUAAUGUCUGUACUGAUUUUUGGGCAAGGUCUAAUGACAUUUGCAUCGUUUAUAGUUUUUUUAGAACUCACCAUUAAAUGCUGAAUAAUAAGGCUAUGUAUAUAAGUUGAGGCAUCGAUGGUUA